Serpula lacrymans var. lacrymans S7.9 is the source of this 269-nucleotide messenger RNA. RefSeq lists its product as uncharacterized. The record is from RefSeq and is a predicted model, not a curated record. The coding region runs from base 74 to 229 and encodes 51 amino acids. Lineage: Eukaryota; Fungi; Basidiomycota; Agaricomycetes; Boletales; Serpulaceae. The transcript has a single exon.
AACUCCGUCUCAGACCACUCACACCCCACUGAACAUCUUCUCCAUUCAGCGACCCUCGAAUCCCAUGCGUACCAUGACAUUAUAUCGCGCCAGCCGACCCACCCAGACGGGCCUACUCCAGGAUGGGACCUUGGUCUUAACCUCCUUGGGGAUCAGCCUACAGCAAUGGAACGUAAAACCGUGCGUGAUAGGACAAUCAGGCGGCGCAUUAGGAGGUUUAGAGCGGUGAGGAGCGUGCUGGAGGUUGUCAUUGGUAAGCACGUUCUCAC